Salvia miltiorrhiza (redroot sage) is the source of this 1155-nucleotide messenger RNA. Its product is annotated as probable membrane-associated kinase regulator 2. The record is from RefSeq and is a predicted model, not a curated record. Lineage: Eukaryota; Viridiplantae; Streptophyta; Magnoliopsida; Lamiales; Lamiaceae. Gene Ontology annotation, cellular component: plasma membrane. The transcript has 2 exons. Bases 212 to 1009 code for a protein of 265 amino acids.
AUAAUGGAUUUCUUUCGGGAUAUGGAUCUCGGCCGAACCAAACUGCCUUUAUAAGGCCUCCGCCUCUACUACCGCCGGCUUUAACUGCAGACAUUCUCUCUCUCUCUCUCUCUCACACACACACACACACAUUCUCUCUCUCACAGGCUUAAAUUAGCGGUGUUAUUCCUGAGCUGCUAUACUGGCUCUACCAACUUUGGAAGCCUUAACCAUGCUUAACUACUGGCGUACAAGCGGCGGCACUGCAGGAGGAGGAGGCGCCGCCAGUCCCUUCUCUGACUACGGCUUCGACGGCCCAUUCUACGACCUCGAGUUCACCCUCUCCAACCACUCAUCCGAAACAUCUCUAGAUUCCGAUGAAGACAUGAGCGAGAUCGAGCUCAACUUACACGCCAACGAUCAAAAUUUCACUCCACCUACAUUGAGUAAUCCAGACCAAACCUCCAAACUCCCCGUUUCGUUGCUGAAAACAGCUGCCAAAGUUGGACUUCUCUUCAAGAAACCGGAUUCUGCAACUGGAUCUCUCCAGAAAUCGGAGAAAAUUGGUCGGGAUAAAAAGCUGCUCAGGGUUAAAUUCAAAGUGGAUGAAGUUAAAGGGCCGCUGAUUUCUCUGUUUGCGAGAGAUUAUAGUAUCUCGGCGACGAAUUCGGAGCAUUUGGGCAAAGAGACGUUGCAGAAAUACUUGAAUAUUCUCAAGCCUUUGUAUGUUCGUGUUGAGAAGAUGAAAUUCUCCGGCCAGCUCGGCUUCCACGGCGGAGGUCCGGAUUCUCCGCCGCCGGAUAUGGCCGGAGCGGGCUUGUGGAACAACAAUCUGCAGGCAGGGUUGAAUGUGGUCCGAAAGCAUUUGGGGAAGAGCCGCUCAACUUCUACCGCACCGGAAAAGAUGGGAUCCAACCGCCGUGACGACUCGCUGUUGGAGCUGCACGAUGGGAUUCAAGGCGCCAUCCUGCAUUGCAAGAGAUCAUUCAAUUCCAAUACGGAAAGAGAACUUGUCUCGGUUGGUGAGUGAUGCAUGCUGCGAGAAGUCUGUGAUGUCUUCUGCUUUAUAUGGAAAGUUGUAGAGACAGGGGUAUAAAGUUGUAUAUAUUAGUUGUAAAAUUAAUGGAAAAAAGAAAAUCAGUGUUAAAUUAAGAAUGGCAAUGGCUCAAAUUAUCA